AAGGAGCCCAACAACCCCACAUCGCAGGCACGCUUGUUGUUGCCCACCUACGCCUCUCCGCCAUGCCAAGGGCGGGUCAGAGGAUCGCAGCAGACGUGGACGUCAUCGAGGAGGCUGAGCUUCGCCGACUGGAGGGCGGCGGCACCAGCGCCGCCGCGCCCACUGCCUCCGCCGCAAUCCCUGUCCCGCUCCGCACUCUCAAGGGUGCUGCGCGCGAGAAGGGUUACGGCCCACGUGCGGGCAGGCAUGACGGCCAGACCAACACGGGCGACGUUGACUGUAGAGAGGGCAAGUGGUCGGACAGCGAGGCGGCGCUGGUUUGGCGGGUCUUUUCGACACAGCUCUCCGACUACUAUCCCGGCGCAGACGAGGCCGACCGCCUCGCCCGCUUCUUCCGCACCGGCUCGUCGUCGGCGGCGGCGGGGGCGGAGGCCGCCGACAGCAGGGAGCGGCGCGAGGAGAGCCGCGCACGCCACCGCGUCUGGAGCUCGACCAAGGAGCUGUACGACCGCGAGAGCGAGGCGAGGGGCGAGCCGUCGCGCAAGCUGUCUGCGAUCCGCAACCGCGUGCUGGCGGUGCACCACAAGAGGACGUCGGCGCGCAAGUGGACGGCCGAGGACAUCGCGCUGCUCCGCCAGCUCGGCGACGCCGACGUGCCGUGGGUCGACGUCGGCAAAGCUCGGCUCGGCCGCCUCUCUCCGUCCAGGACGUGUCCGUGACACGUCCACGCUGUGUCUUGCAGGCGAGGAGCUCGGCCGCUCCCCCGCCGCAUGC
Emiliania huxleyi CCMP1516 is the source of this 774-nucleotide messenger RNA. RefSeq lists its product as hypothetical. The transcript has a single exon. The record is from RefSeq and is a predicted model, not a curated record. Lineage: Eukaryota; Haptophyta; Isochrysidales; Noelaerhabdaceae. Bases 63 to 719 code for a protein of 218 amino acids.